Peromyscus maniculatus bairdii (prairie deer mouse) is the source of this 2175-nucleotide messenger RNA. It is a transcript of the gene Ms4a2, whose product is annotated as membrane spanning 4-domains A2. Gene Ontology annotation, cellular component: plasma membrane; external side of plasma membrane; Fc-epsilon receptor I complex. Lineage: Eukaryota; Metazoa; Chordata; Mammalia; Rodentia; Cricetidae. Gene Ontology annotation, biological process: cell surface receptor signaling pathway. The record is from RefSeq and is a predicted model, not a curated record.
UCUGCACAACAGUAUCCUUCAUUCCUGGGUAGCUCAGUUCAUGAAAAAAUGGACACAGAAAAUCAGAGCAGAGCAGAUCUUGCUCUCCCAAAUCCACAAGAAUCCCCCAGUGCGCCUGACAUUGAGCUCUUGGAAGCAUCUCCUCCUGCUAAAGCUCUGCCAGAGAAGCCAGCGACACCCCCACCACAGCAGACAUGGCAGACAGUUUUGAAGAGAGAUUUGGAAUUCCUGGGGGCAACACAAAUUCUGGUUGGCUUGAUAUGCCUUUGUUUUGGAACAAUUGUCUACUCUGCACUCCAUAUUUCAGACUUUGAUGAAGAAGUACUUUUAUCGUAUAGAGCGGGCUACCCAUUCUGGGGAGCAGUGCUGUUUGUUUUGUCUGGAUUUUUGUCAGUUAUGUCUGAAAGGAAAAACACACUGUAUCUGGUGAGAGGAAGCCUGGGAGCCAACCUUGUCAGCAGUAUCACUGCAGGAAUAGGGAUCGUCAUACUGAUCCUCAAUCUGAGCCACAGUUUCGCUUACAUGAACUACUGUAGGGACCUAAGCGAGGACGAUGGCUGCUUCGUGGCGUCUUUUGUCACAGAAAUGGUGCUGAUGAUGCUGUUCCUCACUAUCCUGGCCUUUUGCAGUGCUGUGCUGCUCACUACCCAUAGGCUUGGAGAAGAACUCAAAAAUAAUAAGGUCACAGAUGAUCGUCUUUAUGAAGAACUAAAUGUUUAUUCACCAAUUUACAGUGAGUUGGAAGACAAAGGGGAAGCACCUUCUCCUAUUGGUUCAUAAGCAUCAGGGGACCAGAACAAUCUGCUUCAUGGUAGACUCCUGAAAGCCAACCUUUAAAUGCCUUUACAAAAUUUUGGCAAAAUUGGUUUGCUCCACAUUCUGCCGGUUUUACAAUUAGACUGUUCUCUGAAGCCAACAUUUUAGUUACGCUGUUUAUGAUCUUCUAACCAUCCCCCUUUUUGGGAUAUCAUCCACUCCAAUUUCCUUGUUCUGUGUCACAGUCUCACAAACAUUCGUUCUGGAUAGUCAUCAAGAAAUAAGUUAGCUCUUAUUCUAUGCCCAUAACCAUGAACAAAAGGAAAACAAGGAGGAAAUAGGCUGAGAAUUUAACUAAACUUAGAUAAUCUGGUAAUAUUUGCUUUUCAUUCUUUUUAGAAUUCUAAACAACUAUAGUUUGGCAUGAUAUACAUCUACCCAUAUUCAUUCCUACCUAUAUAUGUAUUUUAACAUGAUAUAUAAUUUCUAUAUGGAAAUAUUUUGCACCCCAGUGAUAAUGGCUUUUUCAAAGGUACAACAUUUUAUAAAAAUAUGUGUAUCUUCUAAUUCAUCAGUAUAUUCACUAACAUAGUCAUUGUUCAGUGAUAUUUACCAAUUGUUGAGUAGUGAGUAGUAGGGAAUACCAUUAAGUCAUUCAGUCUAGUAGAUGGAUAGGCAAAAUCAAGGACACUUUGAGUGUUUUAUCAUUCAGGUAGACGUGAUGAAUGAAGAAUAAAUUGAUUAAGACUUGAGUUGAAAGGAAUUCAAUAGAAAAACAAGAAACGAUCAUGUAUAACACAUGUAGAUAAAUAUAUACCCCACAUUUGGUAGAUCUGGGCAUGUAUGCUUAGAAUCCUAGCACAAGGCCAGCCUCCAUUACAUAGAGAGUUAGAAGCCAACCUGGGUUAUACAGGAUCCUACAUCAAAGGACCAAAGAGGAAAUUGGUUUAAGCUGUUAACACUUUAAAAGAUAGUUAGACAGACAACAGUUUGACUGAUAUACUGAGUGUUUGAGUCUUUAAUAAAACUGAAUAUUAAUAACAUUGUGGGGGAGGGAAGCAAUAAUAUAGAAAUCUGAAUGGUGAAGAGUAGCAGAGACAAACUAAAUAUAGAAGCUUAAUUUUAGAUUUAUAUUCUGAGACCAUUAUGAGAUGUCAUUAAAUGAAGAAGAUCAAGAUGCUAGAAGAAUUAUUUUGAGAUAGAAUUAAGGCAAGCUAAUCUCCGCAUGCCUAUACUUAGAAGGGGAAAGUAAGGAUCAAAUCCAGAAAGCAUAACAACUGGAAAAGCAUAUUACAAAACAUCAGACAGCAGGUAGCCUAUGGUGGAGAAGAGUUAAGCAAAGAGAAAAUGAUUAAUCACCAGAGACUGUACAUGGGAAAGAGAAGAGAAAACAGCAAUCUUAAAUGAACACAAAAUAUA